Molecule: messenger RNA, 282 nt
Organism: Pedinophyceae sp. YPF-701
Lineage: Eukaryota; Viridiplantae; Chlorophyta; Pedinophyceae
Source: the annotation of a GenBank genome assembly
AUGCCGACGGCGCAGGAAGUCACUUCGCUCUACAGGGCGAUCCUGCGGGGAGGGAAGAAGUUCCACAACUACAACAUCCGAGAGUACAUACUGCGGCGGGCGAAGGACCGGUUCCGCGAGGGUGCCAGCCUCACGGGCGAUGGGGCGGACAAGGCGUACGCGAAGGGCCUGGGCGACCUGGAGGUGCUGCGACGGCAGCAGGUGGUGCACUCGCUGUAUCACAGGCCGCAGCGCAGCUACAUGGAGAUCAAGGACACCGCCCCCGGGCCGACCGGCAACUAG